Messenger RNA from Juglans regia (Persian walnut), 1380 nucleotides. RefSeq names its product stearoyl-[acyl-carrier-protein] 9-desaturase, chloroplastic-like. Lineage: Eukaryota; Viridiplantae; Streptophyta; Magnoliopsida; Fagales; Juglandaceae. The record is from RefSeq and is a predicted model, not a curated record. The coding region runs from base 166 to 1371 and encodes 401 amino acids. Gene Ontology annotation, molecular function: stearoyl-CoA 9-desaturase activity; stearoyl-[ACP] desaturase activity. Gene Ontology annotation, biological process: defense response; fatty acid metabolic process. Gene Ontology annotation, cellular component: chloroplast stroma. The transcript is spliced from 3 exons.
UUGUAGAAAUAUACUUUUGCUUGAUUUCUUAACUACAUUUAAAAUCAGUGACCGUCCAGUUAUAUCUUUCUUAUUUAGCUCUUUAUUAGAUAGUGAUCGAUCUGAUCUGGAGACGAUCGAAUCAAAGUUUAAUUUAAAGAACAAGGCCGCAAGGCUUUAAAACUCAUGAAUAGCUGCUCCAGUACCUUUCAGACAUCACUUCCGAAUUCACUAAUUAAAAAUACUCAGCCACCUGCGAGAGCUCGAAGAUCAUCUCCCAAGUUUUCUAUGACUUCCACGGCCGGCCUCUACCAUAAUUACUCAAGUGUUAGAGGGCAAAAUAUGAUCUCUUUCGGCGGCCGUCCUAGUAGUACUAAAGCCAUAUAUGCUCCCAGAGCCCGCACCAUGCCACCAGAAAAGGUAGAAAUAUUCAAGUCCAUGGAGGAUUGGGCUAGAAGGAAUGUCUUAACCCUCCUAAAACCUGUUGAGCAAUCUUGGCAACCACAAGACUUUUUGCCAGAUCCUACGUCAGAUGGAUUUGUAGAGCAAGUCACUGAACUGAGAAAGAGAACAAAGGACAUUCCGAACGACUAUUUUGUUGUCUUGGUCGGCGAUAUGAUCACAGAAGAAGCCCUUCCAACGUAUCAUGCUACUAUCAAUGGCACGGGAAUUUAUCAUGAUGAAACAGGCGUGGACAAGACACCUUGGGCAAUAUGGGCCAAGGGAUGGAGUGCAGAAGAAAAUAGGCAUGGCGAUCUUCUCAACAAAUAUCUCUUCCUUUCUGGACGAGUGGACAUGAAACAAAUCGAGAAGACAAUUCAUUACCUGAUCAGAUCAGGAAUGGAUAUUGGCUCGGGAGGCAACCCCUACCUUUUUACCAUCUACACAUCAUUCCAAGAAAGAGCAACAUUUAUCACCCAUGGUAAUACAGCCAAGCUUGCAAUGAAGCAUGGGGACAAGAUGCUUGCUCAAAUAUGUGGAACAAUUGCCUCAGAUGAAAAGCGCCACGAAGCUGCUUAUACCAAUAUAGUAGAGAAACUCUUCGAGCUGGAUCCAAAUGAAACAGUCAUGGCCUUUGCCGACUUGAUGAGGAAGAAAAUAUUAAUGCCAGCCCACUUAAUGUACGAUGGACAAGACCAUGAUCUUUUCUAUCACUACGCUAAUGCUGCCUCUCGCAUUGGAGUGUACACAGCCAGGGAUUACAGAGAGAUACUCGAACAUCUAGUUGUAAGAUGGAACGUCGAGAAGUUAACUGGACUUUCGGGGGAGGGACGAGAGGCCCAAGACUAUGUUUGUGGAUUAGCCCGAAGAAUAAGAAGGCUAGAGGAGAGAGCUCUCGCAAAGGCUCAAAAAGCACCCCCCAUGUCUAUCAGUUGGAUUUAUGGCGGGUAAUUUAUUAUA